This is a messenger RNA of Chara braunii, 421 nucleotides long. Lineage: Eukaryota; Viridiplantae; Streptophyta; Charophyceae; Charales; Characeae. The record is from the annotation of a GenBank genome assembly.
UGAUGACGAUGCUGAUGAUUGAUGCUGAUGAUUGAUGAUGAUGAUUUUAUGAUGAUGAUGCCGAUGAUUACGGCGAUGAUGAUGACUGAUGAUGAUGAUGAUUGGUUCGCUGUAAUGGACAUCGAUAAUGAUUGUGAUUGCAAAAGCGACGACGGCGAUGAUGAUGAUGUUGAUGAUGAUGAUGAUGUUGAUGAUGAUGAUGAUGUUGAUGAUGAUGAUGAUGUUGAUGAUGAUGAUGAUGAUAAGUUGGAGGAGGAGGAGGAGGAGGAGGAGGAGGAGGAGGAGGAGGAGGGAAAGGAGGAGGAGGAAGAGGAUAAUCUUAAGACGAUGAUGAUGAUUAUGACGAAGACGAUAAGGUGAUAAUGAGGAAGAAGAAGAUAAUUAAGGUUAGGAGGAUGAUUAAUGAAGAUAAUCACGAAGA